This is a messenger RNA of Astyanax mexicanus (Mexican tetra), 8007 nucleotides long. RefSeq names its product coiled-coil domain containing 88C (gene ccdc88c). The record is from RefSeq and is a predicted model, not a curated record. Bases 114 to 6035 code for a protein of 1973 amino acids. Lineage: Eukaryota; Metazoa; Chordata; Actinopteri; Characiformes; Acestrorhamphidae. Gene Ontology annotation, biological process: cytoplasmic microtubule organization; cytoskeleton-dependent intracellular transport. Gene Ontology annotation, cellular component: cytoplasm; centrosome. The transcript has 30 exons. Gene Ontology annotation, molecular function: dynein light intermediate chain binding; microtubule binding.
GCAGCAGUAGCGUGGAGUCUGGAACGCCUGGGAAUGUGAGCACCUCGAUUCUGGAGCUAAAAGUGAGCUAAAAGUGUUGAAGCGCUUCUGGAGUAUCUUAUCCUUCAGCAGAAAUGGAUCUUACCCUGUCUGAACUGAUGUCCAACUUCAUGGAGUCCCCGCUGGUGGUCUGGGUGAAGACCUUCGGCCCACUGUCUUCCAACUUGGACGACAAGCUCUCCAUGUUUAUGGAGCUAGUGGAUGGGGUCUUCCUUCAUAAGAUCAUGACCCACAUAGAUCCAAAUCCAACAAACCACCGGGUGAACAAGCAGGUGAACAACGACGUAAACCUGAGGAUCCAGAACCUCAGCACUGUUAUCAGACACAUCAAAAACUAUUACCAGGAGAAUCUCCAGCAGCUCAUUUUGAUGACCUUACCCAAUGUGCUGACCAUCGCCAAGGAUCCUUUGUCAGGAAAGAGCAUGGAGGAGAUGAAGAGGCUGCUACUGCUGCUCCUAGGCUGCGCUGUUCAGUGUGAGCGUAAAGAGGAGAUCAUUGAGAAGAUUAAGCUGCUAGACAUUGAAACGCAAGCAGCCAUCGUCUCCCAUAUCCAAGAGGUAACCCACAACCAGGAGAAUGUUCUGGACCUGCAGUGGCUGGAAGUGGGGGAGCUGCCUGCUGAGGAGCUGGACCCUCUCUCCCGCAACAUGGCCUUUCACCUCCGCAAACUCAUUGAUGAGCGGGAUGAGUGCUCAGAGCUGGUCUUGGAGCUGACCCAGGAGAGGGAUUAUCUGCAAUCCCUGCAGCCCCCCAGCCCUGUGAACUUCUCCAGCCCUGAGAGAUCCUCCCAGCUCGCUGUGCUUUCAAAAGAAGACCGCCAGCACCUGGCAGUGGAGCUCGCCGAUACCAAGGCUAAACUGCGCCGAUCUCGACAAGAACUAGAGGAGAAGACGGAGCAUUUGAUAGACACCAAGAAUGAAUUAGACAGGCUGGAUGUGGAGAUGCAGAAGUUGAAGCAAGAGAACACUCAGCUGCUGGCCGAGGCACGGUCAGUUCGAGCAUAUCGGGAUGAAGUGGAUGCUCUGAGGGAGCGUGCUGGGAGAGUAGACAGACUCGAGACAGAACUGGCUCGGUUCAAAGAGAAGCUGCACGAUGUUCACUUCUACAAGGCCCGCGUGGAGGAGCUCAGAGAGGACAAUAUGACUCUGCUCGAGACUAAGGCCAUGCUGGAGGAGCAGCUGAGCACAGCUAGGGGGCGCUCUGACAAGCUGCAUGAGCUAGAGAAGGAGAACCUCCACCUGCGCUCCAAACUGCACGAUAUGGAGAUUGAUCGGGACAGUGAUAAGAAGCGUCUAGAGGAGCUGCUGGAAGAGAACAUGCUACUGGAGAUCUCACAGAAGCAAAGCAUGAACGAGUCUGCUCACCUGGGCUGGGAGCUGGAGCAGCUUUCUAAGAACAAUGAGGUCAAUGAAGCUCGCAAAUCGUUUGUGUUUGAGCUGAAUGAGUCAGCCUCCAGCCGGUUGCUGAAACUGGAGAAGGAGAAUCAGAGCCUGCAGAGCACCAUUCAGGAGCUGCGUGAGGCAUCACUCAGCUUAGAAGAAGGACAGCUCCAUGCCAUGGAACUGGAGAGGGAGAACCAGGGCCUCAGCAAGAAGAUUGAGCGUCUGCAGACCCAGCUGGAUCAGGAGAAGCAGACCACACAGGACAUGGAAAGCUUGGGAGAAGAGCUACUCAAGGAAAAGCAGAAACUGGAGAAAACCCUGGAGACUGUGCAGGCAGAUAAAGACAAACAGAUCUCUGAGCUGGAAAAAGAAAAGGAGCAUCUGAACCAGGCAGUCAGUUCCCUGCGGAAGCGAGCUCAGGUGGACAGCGAGGCCCGUGUUCGGGAGGUGGAGACGGAGAACCGUGUCCUCCACCAGACUAUCUCUGAGACUGGAGGAAAGCUGGCGCGACUCGAGGCUGAGAAGCGUCAAGCCACCAAGGAGCUGGAGGGUCUUCGGGAGCGUGGAGAGCGCUGUGUGGAGCUGGAGCGAGAGGUGGCGCGACUGGAACGCGGGCGAGAGCAGCUGCAGCGGGAACUGGCUUCUCUCAGGAUCGCCAGCGAGCGCACUGAGGCCCUGGAACGCGAGAACGCCACCUUGGAGCAGGACAACCGGCGGCUGAAGAAGCAGGCAGAUGCAGCGCAGAACGCUAACAUGCGCCUGGCCACUUUAGAGAAGGACCGUCGGCAACUGGAGGAGGAGAACCUCGAACAGCGACGCGCUCUGGACGGUCUCCGGCCGGCUGCUGCUCGCCUUGCACAGCUACAGCUGGAGCACAGUGAGCUGGAGCGCGAGAGACAGGAACUUCAGGGCACCCUGGAGGAACUCAGAGCCCAGGCCAAGCGCUGCGAGAGGCUGGAUCUCAGCUGCAACAGCCUGAGUCAGGAGAACCAGAGACUGCAGAAAAGCCUGGACAGCAGUUCUGCCAAAAUCCAGGACCUAGAGGGUCGGCUGCGAGAGUCCGAGAGCCAGAGCAAGGAGGUCCAGAAGGAGCUGGUGGAGGUGAGGCAGGCAGGGAGCCGAGCAGAGGAGGCUGAGAAGCAGAGGAGAAGCAUGGAGCAAGAGUUGGGCCAGGCAGAGAAAGAGAGGAAGCAACUGGAGAAAGAGGCCCACAGGCUGAGGAGGCAGCUGGAGGCGAAGGAGGCAGCGCUGGAGGAAAGCUCGCUCAGGCUCAGCAGCAUGGAGAAAGAGGGCACAGCUCUGAACAGGGAGCUUGCACGCCUCAGAGAAGCUGCCGGGAGGGUCAAGGAGCUGGAAAAGGAUAACAAAGACCUGCAUAAGCAGGUCACCAUCGACAAGAGGACCCUGGCCACUCUCCGAGAGGAGCUGGUGAAUGAGAAGCUGAGGGUGCAGCAGCAGUGUAACGAGCUGGAGAAGCUCAGUCAUGAGCUGGAGAAGAUUGGCCUGAACCGGGAGAAGCUGCUGCAGGAAGAGCACAGCUGUGAGGACAAUAAAUAUAAAAUUCUGGAGACCAAGAUCGAGUCAACACUAAAGAAGACUCUGGAACUGAGGGAGGAGAAGAUCCAAAGUCUGGAGUCUCGUCUGGAGGAAAGCAGCAGCUUGAACCAGCAGCUACGCACUGAUCUCACUACCGUGAAGAAAACACUGGAGGCUCUGAGGCAGAGGCAGGAGGAGGAGGCAGCCCACUCUGAAAUAUCCCAGAAAUCUGUGGAGCAGGGCCGGUGUGGUUCCAGCCAGGAGAAAUGGGAGACGGAGCAGAGAGAGGCCACCGCUGAACUCCUCAAACUCAAAGAUCGACUGAUUGAUGUGGAGAAGAAUAAUGCGGCUCUGCAGACAGAGAAACACCUCCUGAAGGAGCAGUUGAAGCAGCUGGACUCUCAGAACUCGCAGCUAAACGCUCAGACACUGGCUCUGCAGAAACAGGCUGCAACACUGCAGGAGCAGAACACCACCCUGCACAAAGAGACGGCCAAACUACAGGUGGAGAACUCCACGCUGAGCUCUCAGAAUGCAUCUCUGCUCUCUCAGUAUGGAGCUCUGCAGACUCAACUGCAGACUGCGGAGGCAGAAGCAGAGGCGCAACAGAGGCAGAAGGAGGAGGUGCGGGCAGCCCGGGACAGCGUCACCCACGAUCACGAGCGUCUGCUGGCUGUUCACGAGAGACAGGCCGCUGAGUACGAACAGCUCAUCUCCCAGCAUGCCACACUGAAGAGCAACCAGAGAGCACUGGAACAGGAGCAUAAAGCACUGGAGAACAAGUAUGUGCUGCUGCUAAAGCAGAAGGAUGCUAUGGAGGCACUGGAGGCUUCUUUGCAGAAAGAGAGGGAGAGUUUGGGAGAGGAGAUCCGCAAGAACACUCUGAUCCUGGAGGAGAACCGAGGCCUGAGAGAGGACAUGGACAGGUUGUCUCACACACACUCGCAGCUACGGCAGGAGUAUGAUGGGCUGCAGCAUCAGACCAAGGAGCUAAAGACUUCUCUGAAUGAGUCUCAGUUGGAGCUGAACCGCUGGCAGGCACGGUUUGACCAGCUGAAGGAGCAGCACCAGGGUCUGGACAUCUCAAUGACCAAACUGGACAACCACUGUGAGCUGCUGACCCGGCUGAAGGGGAACCUGGAGGAGGAGAACCACCACCUCCUGAGCCAGAUCCAGAUGCUGAGCCAGCAGAACCAGACGCUGCUGGAGAGAACUAUGGAAAGCAAAGAACUCUACCACGAGGAACAGAAGCAGUACAUUGAUAAGCUGAAUGCAUUACGAAGGCAGAAGGAGAAACUGGAGGAGAAGAUCAUGGAUCAGUACAAGUUCUAUGAUCCAACUCCUAAAAAGAGGAGUCACUGGGCAGGAGCUAAAGCCAUCGCCAAGCUGAUCAAGCCCAAGAAGGACACUUCCCGCGAGAGACCAGAAAGCUCCCGAGAGAGAAUUCGCAGUGCGCCAGACAUCCCUCUGCCAGACAUCCCUGUCCUCUUAGACUGCCCUGACAGCAGCCCAGCCCUUCCACCCCCUCCACUACCACCCCGCCAGAACCGCCUCAGCCUGGACUCACCAGGAAACCACUCAGUAGAGGAAAACCACGUCCAGUCCCCGGUCUUCUCCCCACCACCCAACAACCGAGGACCAAGUGACAGCAGCAUCUCCAGAGGCAGAGAGCUGUACCGACCAGCAGGGGGCAGCAGUGAGAGUGUGAAUGGAUAUGAGGAUCUGGCCUUUAGGAGGAGAGCCAUUGAACCAGGAGCCUCCUGUUCAACCCCGCUGAACCAUAAUUCCCACAAUGCUCCAGGCUUCACACCCCCAAGCUCACGACCAGGACGCAGGCCUAAAGGAUUAAUCUCAGAGGAGGACCUGCGCCUGCACUCCCUCGAUGCUGGCUUUGGGUCUGGUGGUCAUGGAAACGCAGGUCACAGGCCCGGGUCUGCUGAUUUCAGCCGCAACACCUCCAGCAGCAGCUCUCCAGUCAACUCCAAAGGCUCUCUGGAGCGUCUACAGGGCCGUUCAACCAGCCUCUCCAGUGAUGAUGUGGUUGGGCUCAGUCAUGAAGGAUCCCGCCUCAGUCAGUCCUCUCUGCUGCCUCGGAGCUCCACCCUGCCCUGUGAAACUCCACCCACUCAGCGCUCCACCCUGCGCCCCUCUCGCAUCCGCCCUGCUUCACCUGGCAGUGAGAUGGUGACCCUGAAGGAGUUCCUGCAAGAAAGCAAUGUCCUCUCACCCCCCACUGUGCAGACAGACAGUCGGGAAGACCUGAUGACUGAUUAUUUCACCAGAGCGAGUCGGCCAGCGCCUCUCAGGGAUGGAGCCAAAACCCCUACCAGCUAUGUGGUCCCCACGGUCAAAACAAGCUCCUCUGGCGCAGAUGGGCGAGCCUCCAAACCAGGACAAAGUGUCAAGCCCAGCAUUCGCCCCUUGGAAGCUUCUACCCCCUCUUCUCAGUCUCAGACGCUCCCUAAUCGUGGAACUGGGAGCCGCCCCUCGUCCCUGCAGCACUCAGGAUCUCGUGGAGGGGCCGGUUUAAGCAGCAGCAGCUUGAGCCGCACCUUUAGCCUGGCUUCAGCUGACCUUCUCAACUCAAACGGUCCAGACAGCUACCGAGCUGAGGGGGGAUCACCUGGUCAGGCCGAAGGUUUGUUGAGGCGGCCCCGGGACAGGCCACAAUCGGCUAGGCCCCUGAGUGGGGAUCCUACUCACCUGUCUGUGGAUCCCCGGCGCCUUUCCCUGGCUCAGCCAAAAGAUGAGCCCCUCCUGUCUGCCUCCCCACAAGCUGACUGGGGCUACGGAAACAGUGUAGGGCGAACAGGAGCAACAGCGAAUCGCUCUGGGACAUCGCAGGGCCGCUCAACCCACCAACAUCACCGUGGGGAGGUGGCUAUGGUCACCCCAGUGCGGGCCGUCUCCGCCCUCAGGCUGGAGGAGGUGGAAGAGCAUCGAGAGCCCAGGCAGGCUGAGCCCAGCUCUCUUAAGAAGUCGGACUGUGUUGCAGAGGAGCGGCCGAUAAGCACUCCAGCCUCCCCAGACCCCAAUAAUGACCCGCAGACUGUGUGGUAUGAGUACGGCUGCGUGUAAGCCCAGGCACUCCUCGUUAGCAUGGCUUUUGGCUUUGAUGUAGAGGCUCAGGUGGGGAAGGGAUGGAGGAAAUCCUCCUUUAUGUGCCCGGACAUCAUGAUACAAUUAGAUCAAUUAAUCUGACCUUUCAUGUGGUCAGGAAAAGCCCUCUGGUUUACAUGUCCUUGAUCUGAGCUUUGAGGAGCAGGGACUAGCACUACAACACUGCAGCCAGCUCUGCCCAAAGUGUAUUUGGGGUCAGUGAUGGUUGUUGACUUUUGCCUGAUAGAACUGCAAAGCAAAUACAUUUAAAAGCCCCCACAAGCACCCGUGAAACUUACUGAAGCAACAAAGCAGAACAUGCUUGGCCAGUCUCUGCAAACCCAUCCAGUCCUGUGUUCAGGACUCGUACACAGCUUGGUGAAGGAAUGUGUUUGGGAAUGGACACGGCUUAAGAAUGUAUUUUUUUGUUUUUUUCCCCUCUCCUCUCAUCUCCUCCCCUAUCGAACACCAUUGAUUUCCUGCAGCUCUCUGUGGACAGGCAGGGCCUGCCAGCUCGGUUUCUAUUCUGAAUGCGCAAAUCAAACAUUGGGCUUUUGCGUGAGGGACCGCUCCCUGGAUAAUCACAGAGUAAUUACAGUAUCCAUCUUUAGGAGGCGGAGGGGACAGCGUGAGUCCAUCAUUCAGGCAGCCACGGUGGGAUUGGUUACUGGAAAUGGCUACUCGCUUUCGCUCCCUGCUGACAAACCUAGUGCUCAAGCUCCUUUCCGCUGCCACGGGUUACCACCUAUUUGCUGAGCGACCGUGCUAUUGGCUCUGGGGUAUGCAAAUGGAAGAGAAGACUCAUGAUGAUGGAGAGAGAGAGAUGGAGGGGAACAAAAAGAGAGAUGAGAUGAAGAUUUAAGAGAGCAGGACCUAACUGUUGAAGUGAUGAAUGUUGAUACGAAGCAGUAAACUCUUUGUUUUUGUUUAGUUUUACUCCAUUUUAUGCUCUCAAUGGCAUUUAUAGUUAGACAUGGUGUGUCAUCAGGCAUUUAACUUUUCAACACUGUGGGUUCUUUUUAUAUAUAUAUGUAAAUAUGUUGAUUGAGCACUAUGCCAGCAGGAGAAACAGAGUUUAAACUAAGGUCUAAACUGGAGUCUUAACACUGGACAUAAUCUCCACAGCUUGACAAGAUCAAGUACCAGCCUAUUUUCUCAUCUGGUUUUAUUUUUAUUGCAAAUGAGUUGGUAUCUAUUGUACCAGUAACACUGUAAAAUUGUUCCAAUGUUCAGAAGUACUGGUUUAUUUAUUACCUCCCAAAUAAAGACACACAGAAAAUGUGUCAGAAUGUGACACCCCCUCAAAUAUUAAAUUGUUUUGUGGUUUUGGAGUGUCCACAGUGGUGACUGUUCAUUCACGGCACUGUAUAAUUAAUUUAUGCAGAUUUUCCCCAAGUGGUUCCCCUGAUAUGUUUAACAAAACAUUAGUCCAUUAGUCCUUUUUUAGCAGUGGUGCUCUUCCUCAUUAACAUUGCCAUAAUGUGAAGGCUCCAGUGGAAAAGAGAUGGAGGAAUUUCUUCCGUGCCUAGACAUCAUGCAAUUAGCUUAAUUAGUCUGACCUUUCAUGUGACGAGGAAAAAGCCCUCUGGUGUACUUGUUUAUCAGGGCUUUAAGGAAUGGUCACGUCCACCAAAGCAGUUAGUUAAGGUGAGGUUAUUAGUAAGUUCACUGAGUUCUUUACGUCUUCCUCAGCAGACCCGUGAGAGUGCACUUAUUGUAAUGGGGGCUUCACUCAAACAUGGCUACCCAGUUACACAACGUAUACCCAACAAUAACAUGCGCAAUUUUCAAACACUACUACACAAAGACUUGAUUGUUGACGUGUGAUGUUUUGAUUAGUCGCCCAAUAAGACGUGUGAUGGCUGUGAUUGGUUCUAGUGUUUGUCAUUUUGUAUAGAAGAAGCUGUUGUCCAAAAACUGAACUCUUUGUAAUAAAAACUUUCCAAAUUUA